Anastrepha obliqua is the source of this 985-nucleotide messenger RNA. RefSeq lists its product as uncharacterized. Gene Ontology annotation, molecular function: protein kinase A regulatory subunit binding. The record is from RefSeq and is a predicted model, not a curated record. The transcript has a single exon. Bases 127 to 912 code for a protein of 261 amino acids. Lineage: Eukaryota; Metazoa; Arthropoda; Insecta; Diptera; Tephritidae. Gene Ontology annotation, cellular component: cAMP-dependent protein kinase complex.
UUUGAGUUUAUUUUUUCAAAUUACGUUUAAAAAAAUUGUAAUUUAGAAAUAAUUUUAAAUUUUUCAAUUUCUUUUGUCAAAACUUAUAUUCGUAUUUAAUUGUAUUAAUUCAACACAAUAGUGACAAUGAGCUGUCCGUUGAAUAACCAUUAUAUUGAUAACAACCUGAACUGGUUAACUCUAGAGGAGAUUGCGAAAACCUUGAGAAUCGUAGUCAAUAAAACAAUUCAUACAGCGGUUGAGUUGAUAUUAAGUGAUGUGAAAGGCGAAUUCUACUAUCCUGAUCCUAAACUUGAACCUCAGACAAGAACAUUAUAUCCCGAUUUUCUGCAAUUCCAUGCCGAAUACAAAGAGAAACAUGUGAAUUGGAUUAAUAUACAGGACUUUUCCGUGAAUGAAAUAUUCAGUCAAGUGCGUGACUAUAUAAAUUUGUGGCAUUUAUCGGAUUGCACGAAAUAUACACUCGGCAUAAACGACAAAACAAAUGUAAUACCGGGGAAAGGCUCCAAGUAUUUUCUGGAUGCUAUUUUUUCGAAGCCCACACCGAUUUGUCCCAAUCCUUUGGCUGUUGCAAAAGUUCUCUUUACCGUUACAGUGCCCGAACUCCUGCCAAAAUACUAUCCAGUUAAGGUGAUAUAUCGGUUCGAAAGCUAUCGUACACCUUACCAUGCGUUUGGGCGCUUUGAGGUGCACAGCAAGGAUUUUCAGAGGUACUUCAUAGAUUCGAUCCUCCAAAAGAAAUUGGUAUUUUAUGCAAAAAUAUUUGAAUGCCGUCAUCCGCAAAUUAAAUUAAAGGAAGAUGAAAAUGACGAAGAGGAAGAAGAAGGAGAAGCAGAAGAUGACGACAAAACUCGGGAAUAUGAAGCAGAUAAAAGUGGUCAAAUAACCGCCGUAAAUAGUUCGGAUGAAUAAGGAAUUCGAAUGAUUUGGCGAUAUUACAAAAACAAACAAAAAAUUAUAUAAAUAAUUAAUUCUUAUUCAAGGG